Messenger RNA from Malus domestica (apple), 951 nucleotides. Its product is annotated as GPI-anchored protein LLG1-like. NCBI's taxonomy places the organism in Eukaryota, Viridiplantae, Streptophyta, Magnoliopsida, Rosales, Rosaceae. The record is from RefSeq and is a predicted model, not a curated record.
UCUCUCUCUUCCCUCAAACAAACAGACAGACCUAAAGAGAGAAAGAAAGAGAGGGAACCAAAACCAUCAACCAAAAAAGAAAGGGGAGAAGGAGCUGAGCCUGAGACUGAGAGGCCAAAGGCAGAGAUCGACAACGACAACUUGACAUAGGUCAUAGGUUCUUCGGUCUCUGAAGUUAUUUCACAAUGGCUUCGUUAUCUCAUCCCGUUUUCUUCCUCUUCUUCUUCCUUGUAUUGGGUUUUGCCUCCUCCGCCACCUUCAUCUCUUAUGAUAUCUUACAGGCUGGUGGAUCAUCCACGGGGGGACGUGCCCUUCUUCAGGCCAAAAAAAAUUGUCCUGUGAAUUUUGAGAACCAGAACUACACAAUCAUAACAAGCAAGUGCAAAGGACCAAACUACCCAGCAAAGAGCUGCUGUGAUGCCUUGAAGGAUUUUGCCUGUCCUUUUACAGAAGAAAUCAAUGACUUGAAAAAUGAUUGUGCUUCAACCAUGUUCAGCUACAUAAACAUCUACGGGAAGUAUCCUCCCGGUCUGUUUGCAUCUCAAUGCCGCGAAGGGAAAGAAGGUCUCGCAUGUCCCGCUGAGGCCCCGAAAUCUGAUCAGAAGAGCAGCAGAGGUCACAUAUCAGCUACUCACUCCAUCAUGCUAGCACUAUCUGCUUCCUUCCUUGUAUUAUCCUUCCAUAUGUUCUGAGCUGGUGUAAGUGUGAAAAAACAUCACCCCCCACUCAAUUAUUUUUCCGCGGAUAACUCCCACCAAUUUGUAUGCUUUGAACAUGUAACCCAAAUAGUAUAAUUUCAUUAUGUACUUGGCAGUUUAUCACUAAACCCACACACAUUUCUGAUAAUGAAACAAGUUCCUUUGCUCUAAUAGUCAAUAGUACAUGAAAAACCCUAAUUGUGAUCUCUUGAGAGUUAUCUCACAUUAUGAAUGUAAAGCGUUGACUACAGUA